Messenger RNA from Adineta steineri, 2724 nucleotides. Lineage: Eukaryota; Metazoa; Rotifera; Eurotatoria; Adinetida; Adinetidae. The record is from the annotation of a GenBank genome assembly.
AUGACUGAAAGGUCACAAUCAUUUAAUAGUUCGGAAAAGCAUGUUCAAGUCAUAGCACGACCGCGUCCAUUAAGUGAUAAUGAAAAAUCUCAAAAUUUAACUAGUUGUUUAAAUGUAAAUGAAACACGUAGAGAAAUAAUUGUUAAUUGUAAAACAAGUACUACACGAUUUUUUAAUUAUGAUCAUGUCUUUGGUUGUCAAACACGUCAACAAGAUGUUUAUAAAACAGUUGUUGCACCUAUUGUCGAUGAAGUACUUAAAGGUUAUAGUUCAACGAUUUUUGCAUAUGGUCAAACAGGAUCCGGUAAAACACAUACAAUGUUAGGAAAAUUUUCAAUAGAUAAAUUAUCAAAAGAUACUGUCACUGCUUACAUGUCAAUACUUGAAUCAGAAGCGGGUAUUAUGCCAAGAGCUAUACAUCAUAUAUUUCAAGGACUUCAACGUCAAUAUAUUGAUUAUACAGUUAAAAUAACUUAUCUAGAAUUAUAUAAUGAAGAAUUAACUGAUUUAUUAGCUGAUACAACAAAUGAACAACCUGAAAAGAUUAAAAUUUAUGAGGAUAAAGAUAAAACAAAUACAAUAAUUGGAGCGAUUGAAGCAACAUGUGAAACACCAUUUGAUGCUAUUAAAGUAUUAAUUAAAGGUUCACAACGUCGGCAAACAGCAGAAACAUUGAUGAACGCAUCUUCAAGUCGUUCUCAUUCAAUAUUUACUAUGAAUGUCACAAUGAAAGAUGCUCAAGGAGAUAUGAGAUUAGGAAAAAUACAUCUAGUUGAUUUGGCUGGUUCAGAAAAUAUAUCUCGUUCAGGUGCAACUGAUAAACGUGCUCGUGAAGCUGGUACAAUAAAUCAAAGUUUAUUAACCCUUGGACGUGUUAUAACAGCAUUAAUUUCAAAUGAAAAACAUAUUUGUUAUCGUGAUUCGAAAUUAACAAGAAUAUUACAAGAUUCACUUUGUGGAAAAACAAUAACUUCAAUUAUUAUAACACUUUCACCAGCAAAUGAAGCCGAAACUCUAAGUACACUUGAGUAUGGUCAUCGAGCACGUUCAUUAAAAAUUCGUCCUGAAAUUAAUCAAUUAUCAUCCAAAGAUCUUGUUCGAGAAUAUGUCGAUGAAAUUCGUCGUUUACGUCAAGAACUUGAUAUAAAACGAGAAGCGGAUGGUAUACCUUAUUCACAAUAUACAGCAUUAAAAAAUCAAAUGCUAUUAGUCCAAACAUUAUCAGAUAAUAAUCAAACUAAAUUAGAUAAUAAUGAACAACAAAUUGAACAAUAUCGAACAGACAUUGAAUCACUUCGUCGACAAUUAAUAACACAACAACAAGAAUGUCGACUGGAUAUAAAUGAACGAAAAGAAAUGUUAGCAUUGAUUCGACAUCGCUAUGAAGAACUUAUUCAAACGACUAAUAAAGCUUUGACUUUUCGUGAACAAGCUGUAAAUGCUAUACAACAACUUCGUUUGACACGUUCAACGAGUUCAUCAUUAAUCGAACAAUAUAUUAAUGAUUGCCGAACAGUUGGAGAUACUUUACAAGUUAAUGUUCAACGAAUAAAUGAUGAUAUCGGAACAAUGCUAUCAACAUGUAGUCGUUCAGUUGGACAAAUAUUAUCCAUCACAACAAAUAUCAGUCAACAAAUGUAUAUACUUAAUGAAAAAGUUCGAGGUGUAUUAUCACUUGCCUUUCAAAAUUUUCAUACAAUAUUUGAAGAAUUAAAUACGAUUUAUAACCAAUUUCAAACUGAACUUGAUCAUGAAUUACGAGUAUUAAUUGAUAUGUUAGCUGUGGAAAUUAAAAACGAUGAAAAUCAAUGUGAAAAAAAUAUAGAAGAAGAAAUAUUAAUUAAAAUCAAAACUUGCUUUCAAGAAAUGUCAACCUCAUUUAAUCCAUCAACACAAUCAUUAUGGGAUGAUUUACAUACAUUUUUCACACAACGUUUUAGUCAAGUGUUAAAAAAUGAUUUUAAGCCUUUAAUUCAAAUACCAGAAAAAUCAACCGAUGAUGAUCAUCAAGCACUUGAUCUAACUACUAUCCGAGAUAAAUGGCUUAAUGAACAAGCGAAACUAAUCCUUUCUACUCAUAGCGAACUUGAACAAUUGGUGACUCAUUUUAUUCAAUCUUUAACUAAUAUGAAUAAUACAUCUGAACAUGAAAAAACCAAUCUACAAAAUACUACUCUACUUACACGUAUUCAUGAUAUAUCUACUCAACAUGGACAUCAAAUUCGUCAAUUGUUAGAAACAAAAUUACAAUGUGUAUUUAGUCAAGUCCGAGAUGAAUAUGAACAACAAUGUAGUCAUUUAAUAACAAAUAUUGAAUGUGAUAUAAAUCAAAUGAAUUUAAUAUUACAAGAUAUUAAUAAUAAAUUUGAUACAUCGCCCGUAGCAAUAAACGAUUCAAUGUCACUUCUUAUCAAACAAUCACAACGUAUUGAUGUUAUGACAAAAAACCUUGAUUACGAUUGGCAAAUGUUUACACAGUCAGUUGAUAAAUUUGAAUGUGAAGCAAUAUUACCAUCUCCACCUAUGGCUAUACCAAAAACUGAUGCUGCCGUUAAGCUCGAAAUUGGUAUUAAAGAACCACAAUCACGAUUAAUGGCAGUUGAAAAUAAAGAAAAUAUUAUUGAUGGAAAUCUUCUACCAGCACCUAUUCCUGUUCCGUCGUCAAGAUCAGCAGCAUUGCCUAGCAUACCAUGUCGGCUUAAAAAUGAUACACCAUUCUUUUGA